UAUUUCUGUUCAUAUUUGGAUAUUUCUCAAACUAUUUUCGCCAAUGCUAUUAUACAUGGAAAUUACCGGGACCAAAAGGGUUACCUUUACUCGGGAACAUGCUUGACCAUAUUGGAAGUAUUGAAGAAAUUACUGACUACAUGUUAAAAACUUCCAAACAAUUUCCAAGUUUAUAUCGAGUUUGGCUAGGUCCAUUACCAUUAGUGAAUAUUUCUACAGCGGAUGCAGCUCAAAUUAUUUUAACAAGCCCACAUUGUUUGGAGAAGUCCCCAAUAAUGGUAAAAGCUCUAUAUCCUGUCAGCGGUGAUACAAUUCUUAUAUCCAAAGUUCCAAAAUGGAAAUAUCACCGCAGUAUUGUAAUUAAAGGAUUUACUCCAACAAUUUUAGAAUAUUAUUUUGGAGUAUUUGUUGAAAAAAGUAAAAUCUUAUCAAGAGUGUUGGAAAAAGAAUUAGAUAAUACAAAAUCAUUUGAUAUUUUUGAGUAUGUAUCACGGGCCAGCAUUGAUACUAUUUGUGGCUCAGCCAUGGGUGUUAAUAUUAAUGCCCAAGAAAGUGAAUCUGAUUAUUUUAAUGCUGUUCGCAAUUCAUUUCAUAUUAUGUUUGAUCGAAUUUUCCAUAUAUGGAAAUACCCAGAUUGGUUAUUCAAAUUAACGAAAAAUUAUACCAAAUUGAAAGAAAACCAACAAAUUUGUUUGGAAUUAACAAGUAAGGUCAUCAAUGAAAAACGCAAAAAUAAUGAGAAGAUGCAUGAGGAAAGUGAAGCAAUCGAAAGAAAUCCCUUCAAAAAACCAUUAUUAGAAUUUUUAUUUGACAUGACGGAAAAAAUUCCUGAAUUUACUGAUGAACAAUUGCAGAAUGAAGUUCAUCUCGUAAUAUUAGCAGCUUUUGAAACAUCAGCUAUGGCAAUUAGCUACACAUUAUUGAGUUUAGCGGCUAAUAAAGAUAUACAAAAUAAAGUAUAUAAUGAAAUAUUAUCAGUGUUUGGAACCUCACAACGUGAAAUCGAAUUAAAUGAUCUACCAAAAUUAGAAUAUUUGGAAAUGGUUAUUAAAGAAGCAAUGCGAUUAUACCCCACAAUUCCGUUGGUGGGACGUGUCGCUUCUCAAGACAUUCAAGUUGGAAAAUAUUUUAUACCUAAAGGAAUGAUUCUUAAUGUUAUAAUCAUAUCUUUACAUCGUGAUGAAAAUAUUUGGAAAGAUUCAUUAAAAUUUGAUCCCGAACGUUUUACACCAGAAAAUAUUAAAUCACGACAUCCUUAUGCGUAUAUACCAUUUAGUGCGGGUCCUCGUAAUUGUAUUGGACCAAAAUAUGCAAUGAUGUUUAUGAAAACCGUAAUAUCAACAUUACUAAGAAAGUAUGAAUUUCAUACUGAUUUAAAAAUGGAUAAACUAAAAUUUGAAGUUGAACUGUCAUUAAAAUUAAUUGGUGGACAUCAAGUUCAAAUGACACCACGAAAUAGUGUUGUAAAAACAUAA
Messenger RNA from Chrysoperla carnea, 1475 nucleotides. RefSeq names its product cytochrome P450 4C1-like. The transcript has 9 exons. Gene Ontology annotation, molecular function: heme binding; monooxygenase activity; iron ion binding. Bases 99 to 1475 code for a protein of 458 amino acids. The record is from RefSeq and is a predicted model, not a curated record. Lineage: Eukaryota; Metazoa; Arthropoda; Insecta; Neuroptera; Chrysopidae.